This is a messenger RNA of Vicia faba (fava bean), 393 nucleotides long. The record is from the annotation of a GenBank genome assembly. Lineage: Eukaryota; Viridiplantae; Streptophyta; Magnoliopsida; Fabales; Fabaceae.
AUGUGGCUAGUUAAAAUGAUAUUGCACCAAAUGGAUAUGAUUGAAAGAAGAUUUGGAGAUGAAAAGAGCAAUCUGUUGGAUGAGUUUGAGAGAGACUCCUUCGAGGUGCACGCGGCGCAGCUAAACAGAGCUAUGCUGCGACGAAGCCUAUCGGAACCAGGGCUGCAAAUGUCACAGACACGGCUCAUUGACAUGGCUCCAAUACCUCUGGUUAAUCAGGUGAUGCAAGGGCCUCAUCAUGGUAAUGGGCUAGGGUUUCGUUGUGUGAUGAAGAAAUUUCUCAAACCUAUUUUUGGUAAGAAGAAGUACUUGAGAGGAGGAAGAAAACAUGUAUCAUCGGAUCCUAAGGAUAUUAUGUUUUGUAAGGUCUUUAGCAGAUCACUGCGAUUCUGA